CUUAAAAAUAUAUAAUCACGAAGUCUCCUGUCCUCCAUUAACUCUCUUCCAUCGCCACCUCCGCCCAGCAGCAGCACUAGCACGACCAAGGCCACCUCCAACUCCAUGUCCUCUAAGCAAAGCUAAGCUAGGGUUUUAGAUGAUAGAGGAGAAGUUGGUAGAGAAAAAAACAUUGAGAGGGAGAGAGAGACAACACGUACUUUCAAAAUAUCAAAUGUUCUCCAGACCAGAUCUAUGAAUAAACUACUGUUGUUACUUUCACUAGCUUAAUCCAUCCACAUUGAAGAAAGCGAAAAUGGGAUCUCUCUCUAACACACCCUAAUAGUGAUAACUAAAAUUAGAAUUUAGAGAGACAGUAAGACAAAAAUAUGGGACUAGACAACUUCACUGCUCAAAAGAGAGCUAGCGGCGGUGGAGCAGCUGGAGGCUUACCCACAACCACCGCCAACGGAAGAGCUCGUACAAUGUUUUCACGGGGGAGGCAGAUCAACAAGACAUUCAACAACAUCAAAAUCACAAUCCUCUGCGGCUUCGUUACCAUCCUCGUCCUACGUGGCACUAUCGGCAUUGGAAACCUCGGUAGCUCCGACGCUGACGCUGUGAACAAGAAUCUAAUCGAAGAGACAAAUCGGGUCCUGAAAGAGAUCCGAUCCGACAACGACCCUGAUGAUCCUGCCGACUUGGAGAUCAACCCCAAUGCCACCUACACUUUAGGCCCCAAAAUAUCCAAUUGGGACCAGGAACGCAAGGUAUGGCUGAGUCAAAACCCAGAAUUUCCAAAUUUUGUCAAUGGCAAGCCUCGGAUUUUGCUAUUAACCGGAUCUCCACCGAACCCGUGUGAUAACUCGAUUGGAGAUCAUUAUUUGUUAAAAGGUAUAAAGAAUAAGAUUGAUUAUUGUAGGAUUCAUGGGAUUGAGAUCGUUUAUAAUAUGGCUCAUUUAGACAAGGAACUUGCGGGGUAUUGGGCGAAAUUGCCAAUGAUCAGGAGAUUGAUGUUGUCCCACCCUGAAAUCGAAUGGAUUUGGUGGUUGGAUAGUGAUGCAAUGUUUACUGAUAUGGUGUUUCAGAUCCCCUUAUCCAAGUAUGAUAAGCAUAAUUUGGUGAUUCAUGGCUAUCCUGAUUUGUUGUUUGACCAGAAGUCUUGGAUUGCCUUGAAUACUGGGAGUUUCUUGUUUAGAAAUUGUCAGUGGAGUUUGGAUUUGCUUGAUGCCUGGGCUCCCAUGGGUCCUAAAGGGCCCAUUAGAGAGGAGGCUGGCAAGAUUUUGACUGCCAAUUUGAAGGGAAGGCCAGCAUUUGAGGCAGAUGAUCAGUCAGCUUUGAUCUACUUGUUGCUUUCGCAGAAGGAUCAGUGGAUGGAUAAGGUUUAUAUUGAGAAUCAGUAUUAUUUGCACGGGUAUUGGGCAGGUUUGGUGGAUCGGUAUGAGGAGAUGAUUGAAAAGUAUCAUCCAGGAUUGGGUGAUGAGAGGUGGCCAUUUGUUACCCAUUUUGUUGGGUGCAAACCUUGUGGGAGCUAUGGGGAUUAUCCGGUUGGGCGGUGCUUGAGAAGCAUGGAGAGAGCUUUCAAUUUUGCUGAUAACCAGGUCCUUAAGCUGUAUGGAUUUGGUCAUAGGGGAUUGUUGAGCCCUAAGAUCAAGAGAAUUAGGAAUGAGACUGUGACUCCAUUGGAGUACGUAGACCAGUUUGAUAUUCGGCGUCCAGUUCAUGGCAACAGUGGAUCAAGAAGCUAGCUAGUGAAAUGUGUUCAAUAUGUCAUAAUUGUAGGCAUAUAAUAAUGAAGGUUUUGGCAGGUAAAAGUAUUUGGUGACUAGAAGGAACCAGGUAAUGUCAUUUCUAACCAUCCUGCAUCCACAGUUCUAUUCUGCUUUGCCUUCCAGAGUUGGAAAAAGAGUUGCCAGGCUAUGUUCAUCGGAUGUUAUAUCCCAUAGAAAGUUUUCUGGCCAUGGCCAGAUGCUGGAAGCAUGCAGCCAUGGCCCAAAAAGGGUGAAGAGACCUCUAGCUUGUAAUUCAAUAGGACAUGCAGGCAAAAAAGUCUGUCUUCGUGUGAUAAGGGUUCUCCUGCUCGACCGCGCUGGAAUAGAGAUUAAGCUGUGAGUUUGCAAAAAAGACAUGCUUUUCGGGUGCCUGUUUAAGAACUUUCUUUUUCUUUCUUUGAACAAACAACAUUAACUGGAUAUUCAUUGGUCUGGUGAAAUCAUCAGAUAGAAUACAAUCAAGCUCACAUGUAGCCAGUGUGAUAUACAUAGAUUUAGAUUUCGUUUGA
Molecule: messenger RNA, 2260 nt
Organism: Populus nigra (black poplar)
Lineage: Eukaryota; Viridiplantae; Streptophyta; Magnoliopsida; Malpighiales; Salicaceae
Product: probable xyloglucan 6-xylosyltransferase 5
Exons: 2
Coding region: 369-1727 (452 amino acids)
Biological process (GO): xyloglucan biosynthetic process
Cellular component (GO): trans-Golgi network; membrane; endosome
Molecular function (GO): hexosyltransferase activity
Source: RefSeq, a predicted model, not a curated record